Molecule: messenger RNA, 1542 nt
Organism: Acanthaster planci (crown-of-thorns starfish)
Lineage: Eukaryota; Metazoa; Echinodermata; Asteroidea; Valvatida; Acanthasteridae
Source: RefSeq, a predicted model, not a curated record
GUUAUUCUCGAAUCUAGCACGACAGUGACGAGGACUGCCGAGUAUAGUGAAGCAUUUCCAGUACACAACGUGGCCAGACAUGAAACCACCCGAGAAACCAGUACUUGCUCAACUUCAUACUCUGAGCAAAACGAGGGACAGACCCUAAUACAUUGUAGGUAAACCAAGGUCUUAUGAGAAACAUCACCCUUAAGUGAAUCGAUAUUGUAGCUGGAGUUAUUUUUCAAAGCUUUCAAAAUAUCUCUUAAUGUACCACACCCUUCUGACCGAAACGGUGGGAAAAAACAAACAGCAGUUUGAAGCAUUCGUGGUUAAAAUCUACAUAGACGUGCAUGCGCUUCAAGAUGACAUAAAAAUGGAAUACUGGAGCAUUAACCCUUCAUUCACAUGUUCCCUUGUUUAUGUAUUCAAUUUUUUUCUACAUCUGUUUUUUAGUGCCGGCGUGGGCCGUACAGGGACGUACAUCUGCCUAGACUCCGUGCUGCAACAGAUGAACCAGGAAGGGCAGGUGGAUGUUCUCGGCUUCAUCUAUCGCAUGAGGCAAAAGCGCAUCAUGAUCGUACAUACUUCGGCGCAAUGCCAAUUCAUCUUUGAUGCCUUCCUCGCGGCAUCCCUGACUGGCGAAACAACCAACAAAAUAGCCAAUUUCCGACGACAGCUGACGACCAUGAAAAACGUGCAAGGUCGCUCCAAAGAAACAGGCACGGAGAAGCAACUCCGGUUUGCCUCAGACAUCUAAAUGCUGACGGUACGUUUGUUAACGAGCACAGAGCUUCGACACAGUUUCCCCAAAGGAGGGAAAGAGGCAGCCAUGUUAAACAGGUGGUACAUGUACUUUUUUUACUGGCGUUGGGUUAACUGCAAUUGGGUCGUCGUAACGAGCGGAGCAGGUCCGGCCACCUCCCCGGAGAAUGCGGCUAGGAAUCGGUUUCCAGAUUCCAUUUCAAGUGAGCGACAGAUAACUAUAAUUUGGGUGUUUUAAUUGGUUUGACUCUGCAGAGUAUGUGCGAAGGCAGAAACAUGAGAAAAGGCUAGGCCUAUUGAAGUGAAUGAAAGAUUUGCAGUUUGGACACAAAAUUUUCAGUCUGCCUGGAAAGAACCUGAAUUCGUCUUUGAGAAAAACAAAAGGGAUGAUUUCAGUUUUAAGUUCAAUAAUUUUUAGAUAUGAAUCGGAAAGUUAGAGGAUACCUAGUCUUUUCUUCAUAAUCACCAUGGUGUCAUACGAAUGCUUCCGAAGUGUGCUGUAAGUUGGAAUAUCUCCAGGCAUACAAUAAUGAAAUUUCAAGAACGUCAAAAGUUAAAGUACUGUAAUUUCUCAGCAUAGUGUUGGUAGCACGCAAUGCUUUGUCACAAUUUAUACAGUUGAUUCUUUGUCUAUAUGUUUUUUAUUAUUAUUGAUUUUUUUUCAAAUUUGUGUGAUUUGAGCAUGUGUUGUUACUGGCCAGAAGACAGGCCCAUCAGGUUGGGACCCCUGGUUGUGGAGCUACUGCAGACAAAACAGUACAAAGGUGUGAUUGGUCGCACGUUUCUCUGAGCCAUGUG